This is a messenger RNA of Lingula anatina, 1273 nucleotides long. RefSeq names its product CLIP-associating protein 1-B. Gene Ontology annotation, cellular component: basal cortex; microtubule organizing center; spindle microtubule. Gene Ontology annotation, molecular function: microtubule binding. Gene Ontology annotation, biological process: establishment of mitotic spindle localization; mitotic spindle assembly. NCBI's taxonomy places the organism in Eukaryota, Metazoa, Brachiopoda, Lingulata, Lingulida, Lingulidae. The record is from RefSeq and is a predicted model, not a curated record.
AUGCUAAACCAGGGCUUUUUCUCUCUCUUUCAUUUACGCAUAUCAGCUCGGGAUCGCAAUCGGUCUGGAUCCUACUCCUCUUCCAUUAAAUCUCCUGAUCGCAGUCGACCCAGGUCGCGUAUUGGAGUCUCCCAGUCACAGCCCAGCAGCCGUUCGGGUUCCCCGUCAUCCCGCCUCAGUUAUCUCACUCACAUCCCAUCCAGAGUGGACAGUAAUGCGUCCGGGGGCACCAGCAAACCGCGUCGCUCUGGAAUCCCUCGCAGUCAGGGCGCCAGCAGAGAGGCCAGCCCAUCUAGAAUCUCAUAUGGUCGUGACAGGAGGUUAAGUGGCAGUAGACAUGCCCCUCAGCGCGUCCCCACCAAGCAAGCCAUGGGACAACACGUCUCGGGGCAGGACAUUGAACAGGCACUAGAGGAAGCUCUUCUCAAGGGCAACGCUCUGCGAAAGAGAUACGACCUCUACGACUCUGAUGAUGCUGGAAGUGAGACCUCUAGUGUGUGUUCAGAAAGGUCGUACGGAUCUUCGUACGGAAGGACGUCAGAGGUAGGAAAAUGCAGUAUGGUUAAUCAUUAUUGGUAAAGGACAUUGUAAUUUUAAGAUAUUCUCUAGAAUUGGCCCUCUCAUCUAACAUCUAAGAAAUCAUGAAAUGACCUGAAAGCUUAUUUAGUCAUUUUAAGUAAAUAUUUUAUUGAAUUUUAAAUAAAAGGAAAAUGAUUGAAGUUAAAAAAAAAAAAGAAAAUGAAAAAUAUUCAACCUAUUUUGCAUGAAUCGUAUCUAUGAUGCUUAAAUUAUGUAUAAGUGGUUGUUACUUAUUUGAAAAUGUGUCGCAAGGUACUUUUAAACAGAAACAGAUUGCAGUCUUUGAGAUUGGUUUGAUUUGAGUGAUAAUUACUGUUCAAUGUCUGAAUGUCAGCUAUAGAUCGGAGCUUUAAGUAGCUUUAUGUUUAAUGUUGCAUGGAAAAAAGAAGUGAUAGAAUUGGUUCCAAGAUGUGGAAAAAUGUGAGAUAUUUUGACAGAUUCUGAAAUGAAUGUGUAAAGAAAUUGUGCAAAGCUUGAGUAUGAACAGAGAGCUGCAAUAAUUGAAAAAUUGGUAUAUGGGUAUACGUGAGUACUGGCAACCCCUCUGUGCUAUGUAUUUGACAAGUUAUUGAGCCACAUCAGCAUAAGUCUGUUUUUCUUUGCUUGAGAAAUAGCCAUUUUUCAAAUAUACCAAGAUUAUCUGUCUUAUGGAAAAAAUUGUAUGGGAGUGUUUUUGGUCCUUAGUUUAUGUGCA